GUCACCUAUGGCUAGGAAAGCUUUCACUAGUGUCUCUUGAGGAGACCGUAGUCAAAAAAUGCCACAAAAGCACCAUUAUCACAUCGGAACACAUCUGUGAGAUGAUGGGGACAGAUGGUUAUGUCUGCGUCAAGAUUCAGGCAGAUUGUUUCAAUCCUUUACCAGAUUUGAGGGCUUGAGCGUGGCUGAUGCUUGUUAAGCCUGUUGUCCUUUUGAAACCAAUUUUGCCGUCUAAGAGCUUCAGUGCCCAUGCCAACAUACAGACGGCACACUCUACCGGCGUCACACCCCGGUCUGGGUUUGGCUCAGGCAGGAUUAUGACGCCACUUUCACUGCUCCCGGUCACCGGGAUCAGCAGUCGCUCAACACCACAGCGCUGCAUAUAAUCCCAUCUGGCGCUGCUCGAGAGAAAAGGAUUUCAGGGCCGCCGUGAGGAUAUUGAGAAAGAAUAGGCCUGUGGACAUAUCGCUCUGCCUCACAAAUUGAGAAUAAGAUUGUCAAAUCCAAGAUCCUUUGCUUGCAAUAUGUAGAUUUGGUUUUGUCUGUUGAUCCAAUGUGUUAAAAAGUAUUUAGAAUAAUGGUUGAACUGAGGGUAAAGUACUUCAACGUCAGUGGUUGUCAGAUGGUUUGUUUCAGUACCCAGAUGCAAAAUUCAUAUUUUUAAGACAAAUAACUUUUUACAGAAAAUCAUUUAAAGUAGGCAGGACGAGCACAGGUUCAGGUUGCAGUCUCUAGCGCCAUCUAGUGACUGUAACAAAAAGAAUCACAUUUUCAGCUAAGCAUUUGAAAAACAAACUGCACACUGACCUCAAUCCCAAUGAUCUUACUGUCAAUCACUGAGUCCGUCGAACACCCCCCCCCCCCCUCUCUUUGCAGAGUCACUUGGACGCACAAAAACAAAUAUGUCUGAUGUCUGAUGAAACAACAAAAACAUGCAGGAAAUUAUGACUUCUGUUGAGGGGUUGACCUGCCAGGAUAAAAAUGCGAGGAUCCAUCUGGGUGGCUGUGGCAUUCAGCUGGUGUCUAAAAAGGACCUCCUCACCCGCACACCUGCUCUCCAUCUGUUAGCAGCACAUGCUGGGGAGUCCUCCUCAUGCAUCACGCUCUCUUCAUCCUCCUCCUCCGUAUCUUCAUCCUCCAUGCAGGAUCAGACCAGAGCUCCUCCUCAGCCCCCACAGAGAGAGAGAGAGGUAGAGAAUUUACCCCCCAGACGGCCUCUUAAACUCGCUCCUUUAGAGCUUCCCACAAAGGUGAGGGAGGCACAGCGUCAGAAGAUCAAACUUGUCGAGCAGCGUCCCAGAAAACCAAAGGUUUGUUGGAAAGACAAGUCUCCAGAACGCUACCCACUAAGUAUCCUCACCGAACCCCUGAAAUCCCAACAGAGAGCGACCGGAGCUGUCAAUCAACUCAAACCCGGCUCUGAUAGGUCAACGGGAGGCGAGGAGGUGGGACGUGUGGAAAGUAAUCCGACAAUUAAAGCAAAGUCUCACCCCUCAUCUCUCUGCCAAAACAACAGACCAACACAAGUCUACCCGGCACGUGCCCCCGAAAACUCCAGGCAAUCAGCUGUGCCGUCCAGGAGCCAGGAUGCGGUGAAGAGACGUAUGAGGCUGAGGAGAAGCGAUCGUCUGGAGGAGGAUCAAAGUAAAUCCAGCUCAUCAACAGGUGGAUUAUCUGCUGAUGAGGGCAAAACAGCCUCAGAUGGACCUGGCAAGGGUCAGGGCUUCGCGGAGUGGGCACUGAGAGACACCGGGCACGUACUGGAAAAGACAUCGUGGAAACAGGCUGGGGCAGUGGGUAAAGUCGGGAGGAUGAUGGACGUUGAUGACAUGCAGGAAGCUGUGCUUUGACAUUCUGACCCAAAGAGGAAGCGCGGCACGUGAACACACUUGAACAUGGCUGUAUGGUGAUGUUUACACAGGAUUUGGUCUCGUGUUUUGAGUAGAAGAAAGCACAGAGGAAGUUCACAUCUGUGCAUUAAACCAUGUAUUUAAAUAAUAUCUGUGGAUUAGAUAAUCCACAGCUAGCCGUGCGUUAAAGGAUUUUAAUGCAGGAUUAUCCCUUAUAUAUAUUGUGUAUAAUAUACUAUAUCUGUGUGCUGUGCAUAUUGAUUUUGUAUUUGUCGCGUCGGGUGGUUCUUGGCCUCCGCGUCGUGCAUUAAAACCCUUUAUUAAACGGUCAGUUCUGGUCCUAGAUUCUGAUUGGCUGAGCCGAGUUAUAUAUAAGCCGUUACAAAAAACCCUGAUUUAUAACGGCUGACCACAUUACUUAGCCUAAGCAUCAUUUUAUUUACUUCAUUUUAUGAAACUUUGCAACGCAUAUGGAAUAACCAUUUUAUAAAAGCAUAAGCCCCGUGAAGCAGUGGGUUACGUAAGGGAUAAUCCUCAGAUAGCCAUGCGUUAAAGGGUUUUAAUGCAUGAUGUGGAGGUCAAGAACCACCCGACGCGAAGUGGAGGAAAAUCCUUUAACGCACGGCUAGCUAUGGAUUAUGCCGUUUAUACCAUUGUCAUUUGCCAAGUUAAAUAUUUUAUUGAUGUUUACAGUGAAAUUUUUAGAGCAAACAGGUGAAAAUUACAGUGAUUUUGUCAGUUAAAUUUCAAAUGUAAUCAAACUUACUGGAGCUACCUGUGCGUUAAAGGGUUUUAAUGCACACCUUCCAGCCAAUCAGAAUCGAGUAUUCAAAAAGACCAUGGUAUAAAGUGCAUUUUAUAACAGCUAAGGGGGUUUUAGGCUCUCCGCUUCGCGUCGUGCUACGCUCUAAGAUGUUAUAAAAUGCACUGUAACCCACUGCUUCUUGGGGCUUAUUGCUUUAUAAACGCACGGCUAGGUGUGGAUUAUCCCUUACAUAUAUAUUGUGUAUAAUAUAUGUCUGUGUGCUGCUAAUAUUAAUUUUGUAUUUAUAAAAACACAUAAAUGCAGGUAUUUAAGAGAAACAUAAAACAUAACAAUGAAUAAACAUUUACAAACCAUUUAAAUUACUGGUAAAUAUCAAGAAAGGCAUGUAAAUAUUUACUAAAUAUGUAUACAUGUAUGCGUUUAUAAAUACAAAAUAAAUAUGCACAAACACAAACUUUAAUCUUGAUUAAUCAUUUGACAGCCCUAGUUUAGCAUGACAUUUAUUGUUGAUAAAAUGCUCUUUAAACAGCGCUGCAAGAACGUUUUUGAUAACUUUGAGAGAACCUUUAUAGAACGUUAGAACAAAAGAAC
Molecule: messenger RNA, 3207 nt
Organism: Triplophysa rosa
Lineage: Eukaryota; Metazoa; Chordata; Actinopteri; Cypriniformes; Nemacheilidae
Exons: 2
Coding region: 933-1850 (305 amino acids)
Source: RefSeq, a predicted model, not a curated record